Molecule: messenger RNA, 701 nt
Organism: Diabrotica balteata
Lineage: Eukaryota; Metazoa; Arthropoda; Insecta; Coleoptera; Chrysomelidae
Source: the annotation of a GenBank genome assembly
UUUCAUUUUCAGGUUGUGGGUGCAACAGUGAAUAAUUUAACAAUGAAUGACGAGGAACAAAAAUUAGCCAUUUUGCGUAAGGCGUUCCAGAUGUUUGACACCAAAAAAUCCGGAUAUAUUGAAACGAUCAAGAUUGCCACUAUUCUUAGCAGCAUGGGUCAGUUGUUUGAUGAGGUAGAACUUAACAAUCUAAUCACAAAAUCCGAUCCUGAUCGUUGUGGUCAAGUUAACUUUGAUGGCUUUUGUGAUAUCGCCACUCACUUUCUGGAAGAAGACGAUGAUGAAUCUACCCAGCAGGAAUUGAAAGAAGCUUUCAGAUUAUACGAUAAAGAAGGUAAUGGCUACAUCACUACAGCUACUUUAAAAGAGAUCCUUCGAGCUCUAGAUGACAAACUAACUUUAAGAGAAUUAGAUGGUAUUAUAGCUGAAAUCGAUACUGACGGAUCAGGCACUGUUGAUUUCGAUGAGUUUAUGGAAAUGAUGACUGGUGAUUAACAAAGAAGGACGAGAAGAACGUACUCUGGAUCAUUUUACUCCUAAAAUAACUGCAUUUUAAUAAGACUAACAACAUAAGCUUUUAUGAACCAAAUGACUGAUAACUUUGAAAAUUUACUUUUUCUAAUGUUUUCUUACAUUUAAUAAAAAACAAUAAUUGUCUUUUUUGAAAUACUACAAUAAAUGUACAGGAUAUUUCAUAAUAA